This is a messenger RNA of Paramecium pentaurelia, 2035 nucleotides long. The record is from the annotation of a GenBank genome assembly. Lineage: Eukaryota; Ciliophora; Oligohymenophorea; Peniculida; Parameciidae.
AUGAUUAACAAUUCUAAGUAUUGUUAAAAACAUCUAGAUCAUUUGAUUAGAGGAAUUUGCAUAGCCAAGUAUAAUCAAAAAUAUCAGCAAAUGAUAUGUGAGAAAUGUAUUAUUGAAUAUCAAAUACCUGCUGGUUAAAUAAUAUCAAUUGAAGAUUUUCAAAAACAAAUUUUUGAGAAAUCUUAUAACUUAAGAAUGAACAAUUAAUUGAAAUAACAUGAUUAUUAAUCUCAGUUGAAAAAAGUCUUAUAGUAAUUUGAUGAAUAUGAAGUAGAAAUAGCUAUGAUAUAAAAAAAUAUGAAAGAAUCUAUUAAUAAUAUUUCAAAUACCUAUAAAACAGGAGAUGAGAUAUUUCAAAUGCUAAAUAAAUAAGAUUUUAAUCUUCUAUAGUGCACUUAAAAUGAAUUAGGAAAUUUAGUAAAUUUUUUACAGGAAAAUAUUUUUGAGACAUGGGUUAAACGAAAAUAAAUUGUGUCUACUGAAAUCUAAAAAGGAGAAGAAGCUUUGGAAAGUGCAAUAAAAAAAUGUACACUGCAUGUCAUAUGUUUGACAAAAUUUAGAGUGAUUUGUAAAAUUUUUAAUAGAAUUUAGUACUAAUUAAGAAAAAAGAGAAACUAUCGUUCAAAUGAAAGGAUUUUCAAAAUUCAAAAAUAAAUUUAAGCUAACAGAUUUUAAUAUCACAACAAAUCUAAAUGGAGAUAAAAUUUAUAAAUAAAAACAAUAGAUCCUUAGAAGGUAUCAUUUCUAUUCAAAAAUAAUUUAGAGAAAAAAUAAUUUCAGGAUAAAAAGAUGAAACAAAAUUUGAUAAUUUAGAAUAAAUUAAACAUUUAGAUUUCAAAGGAUAGUAUGGAAUUAAUGGAUUUAAAAUAAAAUUAUGGAACUAUUUUUGGAAAGGAAAAAAAGUUGGAGGCGGAUCGUACAAUUUGUUUGGUAAAAAGGUAGGAAAAUGGAGUGAUUUAUGUGAAAACUAUUGGGAGUAAUAUUAUAAAUAAAAAUUUUAAGUGAAAAAAAUAUAAUUGAAGAAGGUUAUUAUAAAGAAAAUAACAGAGUUGGUAAUUGGACUUUUAAAUGGAAUAAUAGAUAAAUGUAAUAAACUAAUUUAUACCAAUAGUGGAGGUGGUUAAUAUGAUUAGAAUGGAGAAGGUACAAAAAUUGGAAACUGGAUGGAAUUGAGUCAUAAUUUUAAUUGUAGACAUUAAGUCUUUGAUAAUGGUGAAUAUCUGAAUAACAAAAAAGUUGGUAAAUGGGAUAUUAAAUAUAAGAAUCCAGUUGAAAAUUAUUUUAAGCCAAUGUAUAUUAUAAGUAUAAUUUUUUUAGUGGUGGUGGAUCAUAUGAUAAUGGAAUUAAUGAAAUAAAAAUAGGCAACUGGAUUGAGUUGAGUCCUCAUUUUAAAGAAAACUUCUAAAUCAUUUAUACUGGUCUAUAUUAAAAUGGAAGAAAAGUUGGAAAAUGGGAAAUUAAGUAUAAGUACUAAAAUGAAAAAUAAUUUAAACCAAUGUAACAGUUAUGUGAAAUAUUACUUUAGUGGUGGUGGAUCAUAUGAUAAUGGAGGUGAUGAAAUAAAAAUAGGUAAAUGGAUCGAAAUAAAUGAAUACUUUAAGUAAAAUUCAUAAAUCAUAUAUAUUGGUUAAUAUAAAAAUGGAAUUAAAAUUGGUAAAUGGGAUAUUAAAUAUAAAAAUUAAGAUGAAGAAUAAUUUAAAUCCAUGUAAAAAUUAUUUGUAUAAUUUAUUUAGUGGUGGUGGAACUUAUGAUAUUGGAAUUGAAGAAAAAAAGGUUGGUUAAUGGAUUGAAUUGUGUAAAAGGUUUAAUUGGGAUUCAUAAAUAAUAUUUAUUGGUUAAUAUUUAAAUGGUCGAAAAGCUGGUAGAUGGGAUAUUUAGUAUAAGAAAGGCGAAUGUAAAACAUUUUAAAUAAUGUAUAAUUAAUUAUAAAUGAUUUAGUGGUGGUGGAUAAUUUUUCCUCCAUUAGUUAAAAGUGCUACAUUUGACCAAAAUUAGGAUUUCUGUAAUUCGUCUUAAUAUAUAGAGACAGAAUUGA